GAAACAACAUGGAAUCGACAACUGUCUAAAAUCAGUUACUUUGUAGACGCGUUUGUCGGUUGUAUUAAGUUGUAUUUUUGAAUUUCUCAAUUAUUUCCUACCUCAUGUUCAGUUAACUAAGCCUGAAACCUUCUUCCUAGCACGCAAAACCCGCCCAAACAAAGUGAAUUUCGAGAAUGUGUUGAAGUUCGAAAACCUAACCUGACAAACUGUCUAUCUGAAAGUUUGUGAUAGUGAUUGGCGACAAGUUUAAAGAGUUUCCUGUGAGAAUCCGAAAAGGCACGCCACGGACUGUGAAACGGUACAAGUGAAUCAAAUUUACUGUUACGACCUAGUUUUGUGAUACUACCAGCACAAGUCUUCGGCUCAAGUCAGCUCGUUAUUCGGGGAAUAACUCAAUUUUUUAAAUAUGUACUUGGUGUAAUUCAACGCAAUCAGGCAAAAUGCGGUCCCAUAAAAAAACCAAAGAAAGUGGCUUUUUCGAAGGUGAUUCCUCGGACACAGAUGGUUGUUUUAACAUGGGUAAAAGGACAUGUACUACAUCUAGUGAUUGUCCUAAAAAGAUUAAGUACAAGGACGAGGACUACGACAACCCAAUUAGGACACCACAGCACGACAAAGUUAAUCUGUCAGGAGUGGACCGAGUCAAUAUGUCCCACUUCGAUCUGCUCAAAGUUCUUGGAACAGGAGCGUACGGUAAAGUAUUCCUAGUGCGAAAACGCGGCGGUGCCGACAACAAUCGUCUCUAUGCCAUGAAAGUACUGAAAAAGGCGACGAUAGUGCAGAAGAAGAAAACGACGGAGCACACAAAGACCGAACGCCAAGUCCUAGAAGCCGUCCGAGACAAUCCGUUUUUAGUUACACUGCACUACGCCUUCCAAACGGAUGCCAAAUUACACCUAAUCCUCGACUAUGUGGCCGGAGGAGAACUAUUCACACAUUUAUACCAAAGAGAGCAUUUUACAGAAGAUGAAGUCCGCAUUUACAUAGGGGAAAUUAUUUUAGCACUCGAACGCCUCCACAGUUUGGGUAUCAUAUACAGGGACAUCAAGCUAGAAAAUAUCUUAGUCGACGAAUCGGGACACAUCGUCCUCACUGAUUUCGGAUUGAGCAAAGAACUACCUAGGGAAGGUGACAAUGACCAGCGGGCGUACUCUUUUUGUGGCACAAUCGAGUAUAUGGCACCCGAAGUGGUCAAGGGAGGCACCCAAGGACACGAUAUUGCCGUUGACUGGUGGUCCGUGGGCGUACUGACUUACGAAUUAUUGACUGGAGCUUCCCCUUUCACCGUCGAGGGUGAAAAGAACACUCAACAAGAAAUCUCCAGACGAAUCCUAAAAACUACUCCGCCGAUACCUGAUUCUUUAGGAAAAGAUGUAGCCGAUUUUAUUAGUAAAUUAUUAGUCAAGGAUCCAAGAAAGCGAUUAGGUGGUGGCGAAGGAGACGCCAAAGAACUGAAAAAGCACUCAUUCUUCAAGAGUCUGGACUGGGAGAAGUUGGCCAGGAAGGAGAUCCCGGCGCCUUUCAAACCAGUUAUUAGGAGCGAACUGGACGUGUCAAACUUCAGCGAAGAAUUCACCCAAAUGCCUCCAACCGACUCACCAGCCGUCGUUCCUCCAAACUACGAUAAAAUCUUCAAGGGCUAUUCAUACGUUGCGCCCUCUGUCCUCUUCACCAAAAACGCCAUCUCGGACGAGAUCCUCAAACCGGCCAAACAGCACGAUAGUACAAAACUGAUCAGUUGCAAAAUCAACAAUUCGCAAUUCUUCCAAACGUACGACAUCGACCUAAACGAGCCAAUUUUAGGCGAUGGCACCUUUUCAGUAUGUCGUAAAUGUGUCAACUUACAAACGGGUAAAGAAUACGCUGUGAAAAUCGUCAGCAGGAAAAAAGAUUGCUCACAAGAGAUUAAUCUAUUGCGCGCCUGUCAAGGCCACCCAAACAUCGUCACUCUCCACGAUGUUAUCCAAGACGAAGCGCACACCUACCUGGUCUUGGAGUACCUCAAAGGUGGCGAACUGUUCGAACGCAUUCGGAAAAAAUCGAAAUUCACCGAAUCGGAAGCAUCGGGGAUUUUACGCAAGUUGGUAUCGGCUGUGAGCUUCAUGCAUUCGUGUGGUGUCGUCCAUCGGGACCUUAAACCGGAGAAUUUGGUUUUUACCGAUGAUGACGACAGUGCUGAGAUUAAGGUGAUUGAUUUUGGCUUUGCGAGGCUCAAGCAGGAGAAGGAGUCGUUGCAUACGCCGUGUUUCACCCUUCAUUACGCCGCCCCUGAGGUGCUAAAGGGUGACCCGGAAGGGUACGACGAAAACUGUGAUUUGUGGAGUUUGGGGGUGAUUCUCUACACGAUGCUGUGCGGGAAGGCACCUUUCCAUGCACGUUCAAGGGACGAAAACGUCUCUUCCAUCAUGGAGCGCAUCAAAGAGGGCGAUUUUAAUUUCAAUUCGUCGGCUUGGACCGGUGUUAGCAACGAGGCCAAGUCGGUGGUGAGGGGGCUCCUGACCGUGAACCCGGGCCAAAGGCUGCGCAUGAGCCACCUGGAGACCAACCCCUGGGUGCAAGGGAGCCAACAUUUCGUCUCAACCCCCUUGAUGACGCCCGAUGUGCUGCUGGAAACCGCCCCCGAGAAGAGUCUCCAGACCACGUUCAACGCCUUCCACAAGGCGCAGCGUGAGGGCUUCCGGCUCCAGGACGUGUUCAGUGCCAAGCUGGCGCAGAGGCGAAGGAUGAAGAAGAGCUCCUCCGGUGACAACAGCACCUCCUCGUCCAGUUUCACGAGUGAAGGCUCUCUAAAAAGCGGACCAAAACUAUCUGUUGACGUCAAAAAGACUGAUAAAGUCGCACUCGGAGGCAACGUUUUCAACUUUGGGGAAAACCGAGUGACGGAGUUUCUGGAGACGAUGAGUUCGAAUCCCCUGGACCCGGAAACGGUGUCUCCGUGCCGGGAGUCGACGAGUUCCAGUGGCAUCGUGAUGUCGGAUAAGAAUUCGGUGGAUACGAAGGUGGUGGGGAGGAAGAGGCAGAAGAAGGUUUACGUGCAGACGAGGUGGAGCGAACGCAUUCGCAGGAGACAGCGCCAGGAGAUUGACCUCGAUCCGGUUCCUGUGAAACACAACAGGAAGCGGAAGGUUGACGAAAGAGAGAGUAUAGAGUCGACAUCGUCGAGUUCGAAGAGGAAAAAGACGAUGGCGCCGCUUAGGAAAUCAAAAAAAAGCAAAAUCGGUCGAUAGGUAAUUAUUCAAUUCGUUAGGUGUGAUCUUUCAAAAGACAUUAACGGUGGAACCAAAGCUCGGCCCUCUCGUGGGAAGUAUUUGUGUACAUAGUGCGGUGGUUUAUGCAAUAAUUGGGGCAGGCGGGGCUUUGGCUCACCGCUAUUGCGAUUGUGAUAAAAUGUUAACCUUAAAAUGCUGAUGAAUUCGAUUGAUGAUCACAUUUAGUGUUAAGUUCCAUUUAGGUAAAUCAUUAUCAUUAAGUGCACUUCUUAGGCUGAAUCUUAAUUCAUUAAAAUACCAAAAAGUUGUAAAUAAAAUUAUAUAGUUUUUUUGUAAGUUACUUUGUGUUUUAUACAAGUCUCAUCUAAAGAAUUUUAUUAGAGAAACGGUUGCAAUUAAUAUUGAUGUUUGGAACGGAAUCGCUUAAAAUAAUGUUGAUUAUGUAUUUUUAGAGCCUCUGAAUUUUACCUGCGAGUAAAAAACGAAUGUUUGUUGUGUCUGGUGUUGAUAUCUUUUAUCAUUAUUUAUUUUCAUUCUAUUUAUUCUUCCUGUUACCUAACUAUGAAACACUUGUUUAAAGUUUAUUGUUAUUGUUAUGUAUAAUAUGCAACACUUCAAGCUGAAUGGAUCAUAGUGAAAAUAAUGUGUUUCUAGCAUUCAAUUACCUGGUCUAUGUUUUAGUCAAUAUUGUUAGUUAUGGGUUACAAUGUAAGUUGAUCCAAUUGAUUAUUUAUAAUUUUGCACUCAGGUACCGUUCUUAUUAUUAUUAUUAUUACAAAUCACUAAUUUGUAGUAUUUUCAUUACUUAUUUAUAGAAGAUUUGUUUGUAUAUUUGUUUCAAAUUUAUCUCAAUAUUUUUUAAAUAAUUUCUUUUGCAUAAGAACUACUUAUGAUUAUGUAAAGCAAAGUGUAUAUUCAUACGAAAUGAUGGAGACCAAGUGGACAGUGCCUUUCCUCUUUCAAGAGGCUGUCAUGCUUGAAGGCAAAAUUUAUAUUACUGUAACAUGCCUUAAUUAUGUUAGUAUUAAAUAUUUUGAUUCUUUA
Molecule: messenger RNA, 4256 nt
Organism: Tribolium castaneum (red flour beetle)
Lineage: Eukaryota; Metazoa; Arthropoda; Insecta; Coleoptera; Tenebrionidae
Product: ribosomal protein S6 kinase alpha-5
Exons: 8
Coding region: 444-3230 (928 amino acids)
Biological process (GO): peptidyl-serine phosphorylation; regulation of DNA-templated transcription
Molecular function (GO): ATP binding; protein serine/threonine kinase activity
Source: RefSeq, a predicted model, not a curated record